Molecule: messenger RNA, 1038 nt
Organism: Medioppia subpectinata
Lineage: Eukaryota; Metazoa; Arthropoda; Arachnida; Sarcoptiformes; Oppiidae
Source: the annotation of a GenBank genome assembly
AUAAAUCUGUUAUCGCGACGAAAGAGUGAUUUGGAGAAACGUAUCUCUUCUCUGACACAAGACAGGGAACACUUAAACGUCUCUCUGGAGGAGUCAAGCGAUCGUAUAUUCCUAUUGGAGAAACAAUUACAACAACAGGAGUGCGAACUCCGGACACAACACAAAGACCUGGAAGAGCUGAGACACGCCAACAGUCAACUACACAACAAACUGGAUGCGGUCGCGCGCCGGUCAGUGCCAUCCGAUCACAACAGUGUCACCGGUGGUCAUCACUCCCUCUUCAAUGAGAUCGAGAUGUCUUCCCAGUCGUCAAACGACGAAGACUUGAGAUCAUUGAACGGUCGCAUCGAUUACACCGAAGACGAGAUCGAUUGCGACGAAAGGGACUCCUCUUAUAGUUCAUCCAUUCAUAGCGACUCAUCCAAACUCAAACAGGAACUCAUUGAAGUUUACCAUCUUUUGCGCCAAACGUGCCAUGAAUUGCACCGAAAGAGGGAAAACAGCGGUAACUUUAACUCCACUCAAGACAGCGGUAUUCAAACGAUUCCCGAAGAGAUACCGAUUAAUCAACUGAAGAACGGAAUGUUUCGCACUAUUGUCAGGGAUUUGGUGUCACUUCUUAACGACUUGAAUAUGGAAUACAACGAAAUGCCGUGUAUAUCGUGUCAAACGGUGGCCGACGAGAGGUGCGAACUCGAGAAGUUGCGCAAAGAAGUGACCGCACAAUCGGAUCAAUUGAAACGAUCGGGCGAUCAGUUAAACGAAAUGACCAAACAGUUGACAAUUCAAGACACGGAAUUGACGGCCAUUAAAGAGGAGAGAGAACUGUUGAAGAGUGACAUCAGUAACGCUACGGGAAUGGCGAAGGAUGAGAUCGUGAAGAGGGCGUGGGAAGUGAGGGAUCAGGCGGUGGCCCGAAAGAACGUGGUUGAAGUGGAACUGGCGAAGACCCGCAUCGAAGUGAUGCACAUUAAUAGUCAACUCUUGGAAACUAUUCAACAGAAGAUUGAAUUAUCACAACAACUGGAACAGUGGCAG